AUGUCGCCUCGCUCAGCAAUGGACGCCACGCGCUUCACGGCUACCGGGCCGUACGCGCACUCCAAGUCCACCAAGGUCCCGCUCAACUCUUCGUCCGCGCCAAAGAACGAGACCCCACAGCAGAAAAUUGCCAGAUUAAGAGCGGCAGCGCAAAAGGCCAAGGGCUCGCAGGUGUCGACAUUCGACAAGAUCGUGGCGGGAGGGAGAGUGUGGGCGGACAGAGCUCACCGGGUGACGGCGCUGAGCUUGAUUGCCAUCACUGGCAUCGCCGGAGUGGUUACCGUGUUCGCCCUCGGGGACAUGAUUGUUUACAACAGGCGGAAGCGCAGGGAAUGGUUCCACGAGCAAAAUCAGAAGCAUGCAAUCUCCAUGGCCGAAGCGAAGCAAGCGGUGGCAGCCGGUACCGCAACCGAGGAUCAGAUUCUGCUGCUCAACAACGAGCGCAACAAGGAAGAGCACGAGAAGAACAAGAAGGGCUUUUUCAAGCGCACAAAAGAGAGCAUUUUCGGUGGUUUCUCCAAGGAGGAGGAGCAGGGCGGCCAGCUCGGCGCCAUCGCGGCAGAGGCGCGCGAUGCUUUCAUCAGCGACGCACAAACGACGAAGGAUCAAGGCUCGGGAGUGCUGCGGGCGGUGGAAGAGAAGAGGAGGGAGGGCGAGAAAGCACAAGCACCAAGCCCCGGGCCGUUAGACCGCAUGGCAGAGGAUGCCGCGGAGGCGGCAACACAGAAGUCAAAGAGCUGGACAAGCUGGGUCACGGGCCGGUGA
Diplodia corticola is the source of this 765-nucleotide messenger RNA. RefSeq lists its product as uncharacterized. The transcript has 2 exons. The coding region runs from base 1 to 765 and encodes 254 amino acids. The record is from RefSeq and is a predicted model, not a curated record. NCBI's taxonomy places the organism in Eukaryota, Fungi, Ascomycota, Dothideomycetes, Botryosphaeriales, Botryosphaeriaceae.